Messenger RNA from Triticum turgidum subsp. durum (durum wheat), 1989 nucleotides. Lineage: Eukaryota; Viridiplantae; Streptophyta; Magnoliopsida; Poales; Poaceae. The record is from the annotation of a GenBank genome assembly.
AUGGAGGAGGGAGGCUUCCAGUUCCAGCCCGGCAUCUCUGUGACUGUGAGGUUCAUGGCGUCGCCGGAGAGCCCAGACAUCGACUGGGACGGCCUGGACCAGCUGCUUCUCCGCGGGGACAUCUCGUGCCCUGAAUUGGCGAUCGAUGCGUCAAGCUCCCCCAACUUCUUUGCUUCUCCUUCCACAGUUCCCUCAGACGCCACAAACACCUUGUUGAGUCAACCAAACACUUGCUCGAGUCAACCCGGUGCCGGUGUGGCCGCACACACCAUGCCGUCCAAAGGUGCGAUGGUUGGUUUGGAUUCAGAUCUUCUGGAGCAGCUGCUUCCUCCCGGCCACAACCCCUGGCCUGAAUUGGCGGCUAACUAUUCAAUCUCAUCCAGUUCCUUUGCUUCUCCCUCCACCUUCCUCUUAGAUGCCACAACCAAAUGGGGGACGCCUGCAGGUACAAACACUUGCUUGAUCCAGCCCAGCUGUAUCCCCGUGCCGCGCGCCACCUUGUCCCAAGGUGCGGCCGUCGACUUGGAGCAGCCGCUCUCUCUAUCCGGCGACAACCCCUGGCUUGAAGUGGCCCCCAACACUUCAAGAUCUCCCAACUUCUUCGCUACUCCCUCCAUCUUCCCCUCGAAUGCCAAAUCCACCACGGCCUCCGUCCGGGAACGGCUUACGCAAGCACUAUUCUACAUUGCGGAGUUGCAAAGAGACAAACAUGUGCUUGUCCAGGUAUGGGUGCCGGUCAAGAGUUCUGACGGUCAGUUGGUGCUGACGACGAGCGGGCAGCCAUUCACCCUCGACAGGAGCUCGGAGAGGCUCGUCCACUUCAGGAACGUAUCGACGCGUUUCCAGUUCUCUGCAGAUGUUGCGUCGGAGGGCUCACCUGUGGGGCUCCCAGGGAGGGUCUUCAUCGGCAAGCUCCCCGAGUGGUCUCCAGACAUUCGGUACUUCACCAGCUAUGAGUAUCCUAUGGUGAAUCAUGCGCAAUAUUUGGACGUCCAUGGGACGAUGGGGCUGCCGGUGUUCGAGAAGGGGAACUCCUCGUGCUUGGGUGUCAUUGAGUUGAUCAUGACCAGGCAGAAGCUCAAUUUCACCUCCGAGAUCAAUUACAUCUGCAGUGCUCUCCAGGCAGUUAACCUGAGGUCCACUGAAGUUUCAAGCAUUCCACACACAACAAAGUUCAAUAGUGCCUCAUACAAAGACGCUCUACCGGAGAUAUUGGAAGUCUUAAGGGCCGCCUGCGUCACCCACAAUCUACCAUUAGCACAAACAUGGGCCACCUGUGCUCAACAAUGGAAACGGGCCAGUCGCCACUCAGAUGAGAACUACCAGCACUGCAUCUCUACCAUUGACGCAGCUUGCUACGUGAACGACCCUCAGAUGCAGAAUUUCCAUGAUUCCUGCUCCGAUCACCACCUUCUGCGCAAGCAAGGGGUUGCAGGGAAAGCCUUCACCACAAACCAGCCGUGCUUCCUACCAGACAUUGGAUCUUCAGCUAAACUGGAUUACCCAUUAUCUCACCAUGCUAAGAUCUUCAAUUUAAAAGGUGCAGUGGCGAUCCGGUUAAGAUGCACACGCACUGGGACGGCGGACUUCGUGCUGGAGUUCUUCCUGCCGACGGACUGUGGAGCACUCGAGGAGCAGAAGGCAGUGUUGGACUCCUUGUCGGGAACCAUGCAAAAUGUUUGCCGAACACUACGCACGGUUACAGACAAGGAGGUGGAGGACGACACGGUGAAGCCCAACUCGUUUGAUCUUCAGAAGAACAAGAAGGCGAAUAAAAGAAAACCGAUGGCACCAAGAUCAACCGUGUGGAAAAGCUUUACAAAGGUCAUGGUUGGAGAUACUGUCAAGGCUAAGUGCGACUACUGUGGUGAAAACUAUUGCUGUGAAUCAAAAAACGGUACAUCCUCAUUGAUAUCUCACUUGAAAAGGUGCAAAAUUAAUCCCAAUAAGCAAAGUACUAGUACUUUGCAUAUGCAAACAGAGGGGUAG